This is a messenger RNA of Frankliniella occidentalis (western flower thrips), 6170 nucleotides long. RefSeq lists its product as uncharacterized. Gene Ontology annotation, cellular component: cell surface. Gene Ontology annotation, molecular function: heparin binding. The transcript has 30 exons. The record is from RefSeq and is a predicted model, not a curated record. The coding region runs from base 160 to 6147 and encodes 1995 amino acids. Lineage: Eukaryota; Metazoa; Arthropoda; Insecta; Thysanoptera; Thripidae.
AAUCCACCUUUAGUCUGUUCCGUGUGGCCCCUUUGGAACAUUCUCCAUCAACUUGCCGACAUCUUCAUCGUGCCCCUUCUUCCGCUGCUUGGUGGGUUGGGGUCCUCGUGUGUGCUGUCCCACUUUGCAAGGAAUGACAAGUAACUCAAUUUCAACGACAUGAAGACCAGCAGAUGGUGCAUCAUGUCAGCCUGGUUUGCAGUCAUAGUUCUGAUUGCUUUGAGUGUGGGUACUCAGGCACAAUAUUCCUUCUCGGUCACGGAGGGCAUGCCAAACGGUACCCCGUCCAGAGAUGAACUGCAACAAUUGAUCAAAGGGGAAAUAAAUGAUGGCAAGAAACGACUUGCUCAGAACUUCCUUACUACUGAACUUCGCAAUAGAGACUCCAUUGAUGUGACUCCAGCAUUCACAUGGAAACUGGGUACUAUCAAAGGUUCUGCUGCAUCUACAUUUCGCUCUUUCAACCAAAGCUUUAUUUUGUCUGGAAAAAUACUGUACCGUUUGAUUGAGGGACCAGGACAAAGUAAUUACAAUACAGAACAAGUUGCCAAGUUUCCAGAAUUUCUGGGCGAUAUUGCUUUUAUGGAGAGUGUGGAAUGGGAGGGCUUACUUUAUUUGGUUGCAGCAUACAAGGAAGGACUUCUUCAACUUUUUACAGUAGCCCAAACUAAUGAAGUUAUUUUGCGCCAGUCUAUUGAGUGCCAUGGAACACCUACAGAUGCUGAGUUUUUUAUGCAAGAUGAGAAAUUAUUCCUUAUUGUCUCUGCCAAAAAUGGUUCUGCAUUUGUACCUGUUGUGGUAUAUCGUUGGUAUGGCACACAACUUGAUGAGGAAAAUCGACAUUUGUUGAUCGGGGCUUCAGCUGUUUCAACAUUCCCAUUCAGAGAGUCUGUUGUUAUAACUGUAGCAGUUGAUGCCACAGAGAGCCGGACGGCAGGUUUAGAGAUUUUUGUCCGGACUGGAAACAAGUGGCAGCUGGUACAGUUUCUACCUACAUCCCAGCCCUCUGCUUUGCAGCAUUACACCUUCCACUCUGAAAAUUAUUUGCUUGUAUCAACUGUUCAGGGGCCCAGCAUCAUUUGUUGGUGGGCAGGCACUGAAAUGAUCAUUUGGGAUACUUUAAAGAGUGUGGAGAGUAUUCGUUCAAUUGGUGUUGGCUACCUUAAGGGGGAAACUCUUAUUCUUCUCGCUGAAAAGACUAGAAUCAAGGUUUACCGACCAACUGCUGCCUCCUUUCAGUUUAUUACUGAACAUGAGUUCAGCUCAUCAGUUCAGAGUGCAUCUUUUUACAGUAAAGAUGAUUCAAUCUCCUUGCUUGCCAUAACAGAGUCAAAUGGGCAGAUGAUUCCUAAUGUCUUGGAAUUGCAAGUCGUGUUCAAAGCAGCCACUAUCAAUCACAUUCCUCAAGGAUUGGACGAUCCUCUCUUGAAGUGCAUAUCCUCACUGGAAUAUAAAAUCAAGUCUCAGGAUAUCAUGCUCCAGGAUAUAUUAUCUGAAAGAUCUAAACUAAUGAUUUUGAGCAAUGUUGGCAACUUCAAAGGGAAGUUAGUUGUGAAAAAGCUUGUCCCAAAUGUUGCUGUUGUUCAACGUGUCAAUUUAACUAAGGAGGAUUCCACUACAAUGAUUCUGACACGCAGUGAACUUGAAGAGGGAAUUGAGAAAGCAAGGGGACUUGCUUUCAGACUUGCUGAUAGUUUGAAAAAUAUUGUCUUCAAAUCUUCUCCGUCCAGUUUAAGUGGACGUCUCACAACAACCAAAUUGUACAGCAGCAAUAUUAAUAUGGAGUCGGUUUACAUUUCUAAGUUAAAUGGUGUGGACUUUGAUCCUAGCAAAUUCCUGAUGUACAACAAAGAUCAAAGGCUAACAGGAAAAAUUACUGCAGAGACAAUCAAUGUUGAUUCACUUCAUGUUAGCUCUUUAAAUCACUUCAAAAUUGAAGACAUGUUAAGGAAGAGUGUUGAUCAUCAAAUAAUUUCUGGGCUACAAUUAGUGGAUCACAUCAAAGCCAGAAAGGUCGUUAUUGAGAACGAUCAGAUUCCUGUGAACGGGAUAUCUAUGUCCCGUAUUAUCACGUCAAAGUCACGCGAAGUGAUCCCUGUUACUGGGACAAAGACUUUUGCUGGUCUUGAUCUACAGCAACUUGCAGUUGGCCUGCUAAAUAAUGUGAACUUCACUCAAUGGAUUGCGAGUCUUCAGCAACCAAAUCUUCCUAUGCCAAUGCCUCCUACGUAUCCUGGUGCCAUGACCUACAAGUCUAAUGGUGAUCUUAGAAUUCACAAUUUGACUGUAAAUGGCAGGAUCAAUGGUGUUCCAAUCAAUGAUCUUCUACAUACCCUUUUCCUGAAAGGAAUGAGUCAAACAAUUAAAGGUGACAUUCAUUACCGAAGCCAAUUGAAUCUGCAGAGCCUUGAUGCAUUGCAAGUCAAUGAAAUCCCUACUUCAUCACUACUGACUCGUACUACUCACCAAGUCAUUAAGGGAUUGGCUGUUGACAGUUUGAGUGCCACUGACAUUAUUGUGGGCAGUUUAAAUGGAUUGAAACUAAGUAGAGAUGCUGCAUACCUUAAUUCGCCAUUUUCAGUCUCCACUCCUGUAACUUUCAAGAGUCUAGAAUCACAUGAACUAGUUCUUCCACCUAAAGCAAGUAUUGCUGGCCAGGAAGUGGGAAGACGCCUUCUAAAUGAACCCAAAAUAAUUUAUAAGGGUACUGUCAGAGUGGAAGGCUCAUUAAAGCUGAUGGAUGUAAAAUUGGACGAAGUUAAAGUUUUUCUUGGGGACAAGUUAAUAGAUUUCCAUGACUUGCGCCUUAACUAUUGGACCAAGAGCAGUGAUCAGGAAAUUAAAAAUAUUCUCCAAUCUUCCAAUGAACUAAGCAUACAAAAUUUAGCCAUUAAUACCAUCAAUGGUCAUAACAUUGAGGACUUUGUCAGUUUAUCAUCCACUAAAAACCUGAAAGGAACAUGGCAUUUCCCACCCUCUACUACUGUUGAUGGAGAUUUAGUUCAUGAACCAUCAGCCCUCCAGUCGCCAGUCGUCCUCAAAGAGCUGUCUUCUACUAUUGUCAAGACAAGUGGAGAAUAUGUUGUGUCCGGUUCAAAGAUUUUCCUUGGUGGAUUGUCUGUCAACCAUUUGAUGGCUGAGUACCUUGACAACAGGAUUGUAGCUGACCUUUUGGGUGCUAAAAACACACAAGGUCCAGCAUACCAAGAAAUUUGGGUUGGUGGAAACUUACAUGUCCACUCCGAUAUUUCCGUUGGAAGUGUCAACAAAGUGAAUUUGUGUGACCGCUUGUCAAAGGCGCUUUUAAUAGAUCGACCUGGUCGCAUCCCUUCAGCCACAAUUUCUGCUGUGAGCGCAACAUACAUAAACGUGAACACAAUAAAUGGAGUACCGUUUAACUUGAUUGGAGAUCCAAAUCACAAGACUGUACCAAGAGUUCACAGAGUUACUCUGAAAGGCAAUGUUUUUGUUCCGUCUUUCAUUAAUGUGCAGUCUGUUAACAACAAAUUUGUGAAAAAAGAUUACAUCGAGAGGGUUGUGGACAAAUCAAAGGAUGCAAUUAUUCGUGGGAGAAAGACAUUUGCUUCUCAGUUGAGUGUUGAGGGAAGUUUUGAUGCUCUGGACUACAAUGGUAUCAAGCUGAAGAACCUAUUUGAAAAUGUACUAUCAAAGACCAAAGAUCAACUUAUAUCUGCAAGAAUUAGAAUGAAAGACAUUGUUGCAAGUGAACUUAAGGCAUCGUUAGUGAAUAACAUUGAUGUUGGAAAUCUUUUGAGUUCUGAACUAAUGAGCCGUCAACAUAUUGAAGGAGACCUCCUCCUCACCAAUGAUGUGGAUGUAAUUGGUCAUUUAUAUACAGCUACUUUUGAGAAAACUUGUGACCUUAAUUUGGUGGCAAAGAGAUUGCAAACUUUGGAUGGAAGGCAUUGGAGUUCACUACUCGUGAAUGGUAAUUUGGAUUGGACAGAGGAUUUGCAUCAACGUAUUGCUGGCCUGGGCUACUUCCUAGGGUCUGCAGUAACCAUAAAUAGCAAUCAAGUUAUAUCUGGUGAAGUUGCAUUUGACUAUACUGCCUCAGUCGACAACUUUAAUUCCCACAAGCACAUCAAUGAUAUUGACUUUGAAAGUAUUGCUAGAGAUUCCCUCCGGAAAUCACUUCCUGACCAGGUAAUCAACAGCAAGAAAAUAUUCAGCACUAGGCUUUCUACGACUACCAUGCACAUCAUGGGUAAUGUUGCAGCUAAGACUGUCGCUGGUGUAAAUAUAUUGAAGUUCAAUAGUUCUCUUGUGAGGGUUUAUGGUGACCAGAUUGUCAAUGGAAACAAGAGGUUCCUUCAAGGUUUCACAGCUGAUCUUCUGAAAGUUGACACUGUAAAUGGUUUGGUGCCAUCUGAGGUUGCAUGUUACGACCAGCCACUUCUGCCUCCUCUUCAUUUUCUUGGUCCCCUUGAAGUCAAAACUGAUCUCAGCUUCAACAGUGUUAAUGAUUUCAAACUUGAUGAACUCCUCGCUGAAAGGGUUACCCUCGAUAGUUCUCAGCAGAUCAAUGGUCACAUCAAUUUCAUUCGGGAUGUAACUGUAGAAGGUGAAAUGGUUGCUCCACGUAUUAAUAAUCUAGAUAUAGCGGACAUUGUGCUGCGUGAUAGUCUGAUUGAGCAAGAGAUACGAGGGAAGAAGCACUUUGCACAAAAUGUGAGAGUUGAUGGACCAAUGGAAGUUGACCAAUUAUGGAAUGUUGACUUGCGAGUUGCUUACAGUGCUGCCUUAUUUAAAGAUGAAAAUGCUACCAUAUUUGGUGAUUUGAUCCUUGGCAACAUUGCAACCCUAAAUGCAAAUUUGGAUGUUAUUGAUACUGUGAAUGAUAUGAAAAUGUCUGAUUUGGCCCGCAUGCUCAAUAGUAGAUACUUCCGUAGCUUGGAAGGUGUUCAAAGUAUUGCUCGAACCAUUCAGGAGACAAACUCAUUGCUGACAGCACGGGGUGAUUUGUCUGAGUUAUUGUAUUUGGAACUUGUUGCUGAUGCUGCAGUUUCUUUCACCAAUACUUAUAGAGCCAUUGAAAGGAUGAGUGAUGGUUCAGAAAGUUUCAUAGAUGUUUAUGGCUGGGCAUCAAAUGUGCACUGUGGACUCCCUGCCACAUGUAUGUGCCCUGCACAGUACACAGUUCAUGCAUCGUCUGAAGGUCAGUUGCGCACCACUUGGUCGACAGGUCUCAAGCAGAACUCUACGCAGCGCUCCUUUACAUUCCAUUUGAAGGAUCCUCAUGUAACUGUCAUAGUGAAAACAAAUACAGUCAGCCGAGACACAAGAUGCCGUCUGGAUGGUGCAGACCGUUUAAAUGAAGUAACCUUGAUAAGCUGGGUUGAGAUGGGCUCAAACAAUGAACUGAAAGAAUUUUCAGUUAAUAUUGACUCAAAACCAAUCCUUGGAUAUGUCUCUGAUGUCAAAACGAUAGUUGUUAAUGGUCAUGUAUAUGUUGUUCUUGGUAUUUAUUACAAUCCCUAUCUUGAUACUACUAAUCUCAACAGCGUGGUAGUCUACAUAGAUCGUACAACUCAAAGAGCAAGAAUAGUUGCAGAGUUCCCAACACAGGGAGUUCUUAGUCUAGAUGUAUUUUCUACUACAGCUGGACAUCACCUUGUUGUGGGAAAUAGCUUUGAUUCCUCAAAACAAUCCACCAAAGUUUCUCUCGAUAUAUAUAGAUUUUCUCCUAGAACUGAAGAGCUGAAACUUGUUAAGAGAAUUCCGUCUGACAGUGUUGUCUCUGCUGUCAGUGUGGUGCAAGGAGGAGAUAGUCUGAUAGUUAUUGCUCAGAAACAGCUUUACGCUCCAGUCAUUGUGCUCAAACACGAUUCAGCACAUGAUGAUUAUCAUUUUGUACAGCAGUUGAAUCCAAACUCCAUACCAACUGGAUUAGGAGUCUUUUAUGUUGGCCAGGCAGGAAUUAGUGAUGCCUACCUUGGAGUUACGACUUCUGAUGACCUAUUUUACCUCUACAAAUUCAGUCAUAUAGAGGGCUUCAAACCUGUAAUGCAAACUGAACUUAAGGGCGCACAAGGCUUCUCGUCAUUUUUCGUGGGACCUCGGCAAUACCUACUCAUCACAUCAUCUAGUUCUCCUUCAGUAUUUGAAAUUGUCAAGCAAUCAUAAAUGCCAGGUCAUUCAGUUGUUUU